ACAGCUUUUAUCAACCUUUUUCACAGACACCCCACAUGGAGACGCUAGGUCACCCCCCCCCUCACUGUCAGCCCAGGAGAAUGCAGUUUUCCUCAGAUAAAGCUGAGUGAUGCUUCUGACUAGGUACGGCCCUGGCUCCCUUGCACCAGCAUGGCAUCGAGUGGACGACAACACCACGCAGGGCAGGGAGGAGGGGCGAGCAGGCUAACCAAGGUCGGUCCAACAGUGGAGAAACCAAUCCAGGUUGCAGGUUCCAGGUUAAUACAUCUACCAGCCCUCAAGGAGACCACUCUUCUCUAGCGAAACACUUUGAGCUUUUAACGCACUUUUCAUCACUCGGGAAACGACCUGUGUAGGUAUCAUUGGCUGGCGUUAAAGAUGCUUUUGUGCCGACGUCAUACCUGGAGGUAACCCUGUUUUUCUGUGCCGCCGGCCCCCGAGCACCCCAGGGUGGUGAUGGUCAACUGGACCCCCCAGUGGGGGACAUGUGUCUGGCUUCAGACUCUUCUGGCCUUGGCCUCGUCCGGCUGUCCCUCACUGGCUCCGAACCCGGUCAACUUCUCAGUGGUUUACACCAUGCCGUUCUUCCAAGCACGGGGCCCCAUCCAGAACAUCGUGAACAACUCCCUUUACCAGGAGGUGUACGUCGCUUCUCAGAAUGUGAUCGAAGCGGUCAACAGAAGCUUGGAGAAGACGUGGGGGCUUCGCACCGGCCCCGUGGGAAGUCCAGAGUGUCAGGUUUGCGAUCAGUGUCAAAUUGACAAAGACCCCAAUUUCCUGGAAGACACAAACAAUCAGGUGUUGCUGUUGGAUACUCUCUUUAUGUAUUUGUAUUCCUGUGGAAGCUCCCAAUAUGGCGUAUGCUACUUUCACCAACUCAACGCUAACGGAGAGCCACCUUCUCUUUCCAAGUGUUUGUUCCGGGCGAAUUCCAACUCUGCCGCCUACUGUCCUGACUGUGUGGCCAGCCCUCUCGGCACCAAAGUCACCAUGGUGGAAGAGGGUCAGACGGUGUACUUCUUUGUUGCCACCACUGUCAACGAAAGCGUAACUCAGCGCUACGGCAGGAAGUCCAUAUCGGUGCGGCGACCGCUGGCAACGGAGGAUGGCUUCUACAGUGACGUUCGUGGCCUGACCGUCCUUCCUGGGCUGAGGAGGACUUACCAUAUUGAAUACGUGUACAGCUUUUUCACUCAGGAGUUUGUCUACUUCCUGUCGGUUCAAAGAGAGAGCCCGGAUCAGGAUUCAUCGCCCUUUCAAACCCGCCUCGGCCGUCUCCCGCGCAAUGAAUGGGAGAUGAGGCGAUACCGCGAGGUCAUCCUCGAGUGUCGCUUUGAACCCAAACGGCGGAGGAGGAAUGCGGUCAGCGAACCCUACAAGGAUGUGGUUUACAACGUGGUUCAGGCAGCCCAUUUUGGCAAAGCAGGCAGGGAGCUAGCGGAGGAGUUGGGAGCGGAGGAAGAGGAUGACAUCCUCUACGGGGUUUUUGCUGUGACCGACGACAGCGGAGUCACCGAGCAUGAUUCAGCCCUUUGCGCCUUCCCCAUGGACAACGUGAAUAAAGCGAUCGCGGUUGGGGUGGACGACUGCUGUAAUUCCGGACCGGAGCAACUCUCCAGGGGGCUCUGCCACUUCCAGCCCUGUGAGAGCUGCCCUCAUGAGAGCAUGGAGAACAACGCCACAUGCAAAGACCAUCCAACAAUGGUUUCCAAGCCGUACUACCGAGUGGACCUAUUCAACCGACAGAUGACAAAUGUUCUUCUCACCUCCCUGUUGGUCACCACAAUUGACAACAAGACCGUCGCCCACAUCGGCACCUCCACCGGUCGAUUACUUCAGCUCGUGCUGACAAGAUCAAGCCCCAUUAUCUUUGCUAACUACUCUUUGGUGGAGAACCAGAGGGUUUCAUCCAUUGCUGCGGUGUACUCGUCGGAGUAUCUCCUGUUUGUGGUUGGAGACAAGAUGAUUCAGGUUCCCCAGAGAGGACCCGGCUGUCAGCACUUCCUGACCUGUGCCGUGUGUCUGACGGCCCCUAAAUUCAUGGGCUGUGGCUGGUGCUCGGGUGUCUGCUCAUGGGAGAGCGAGUGCUCUAAUCGGUGGAGGAAUGAGUCCUGCCCACCAGGGAUCACCGGGUUUUUUCCACGGACUGCUCCCCCUGAUGGUCAAACAGAGCUAACGGUGUGUGGAUGGGAGUUCCAGUCCCCUUUAAGACCCGCUAUUACGUCCAGAAGCCACCAAGUACGACUGGGACAGACCUUAUGCGCUGUGCUUCCGGUCAAGAGUAACAACACACACCUGGUUUGUAAGAUUCGCUCCAGCGCCACUGACCUGUCUAAGCCAGUCACCAUUACAGUGGAAGUGCAUGAGGGCAAGUUGGAGGGACGCUACUCUAUUGACGGGAAGGCAGAAAUGCCAGGCUUCACAUUUCUGAUUCCCAACAUCACCGAAAUCCAACCCAACUAUGGGCCUCGCAUUGGCGGAACGUUGAUCACAAUAACCGGAGCUCACUUGGAUGCCGGAACCACAAGGAGAGUCACACUCGACGAUGUGCCGUGCCCAAUUGUGAGCGUCACAGAACCUAAAGGCAAUAUGUCCUCCAUCAUCUGUCGCUCCCAGCCCAUCUCAGAGGUGAGGGACGUCCCUCUAGGUGUUUUCAUUGACAAGUCUCCUGUGGUCACAACAAAGGUCUUCUACUACAAAGAAAACCCAAAGAUUACAGCCGUGCUGCCCGACUGCAGCUUUGACAGGGGGUCGAAAAUAACCAUCGAAGGAGAGAACCUUGAUUCUGUUUAUCGGACCAUCAUCCGCUUUAAACCCAACGAGAGCCACCUGAAGCCUGUGACACGGGAGUGCAUCAGCAAGGCCUCGUCCACGAGGAUGGAAUGCAUCACUCCUGUCUUCCCAAGGGAUGAGUCAGAAGAAGGAGAGCUUUCUUUCGACAUGGAUGGUGCAAAGGGACUUUGGAACAAGGAGUUUUCCUACCACCCCUACGGCCGACCAAUACCUUUUGAAACAGAGGGACAUGAGCUGCAUUUGUACCCCGGGUUUGAUGAAGUUUCACUCCAUCAUCAGAAACUGAACCUGGUGAGCUCCUGCAUGACCAUCGUUAUGACGGUGGCGGGCGUCGAUUGUGAUGCUAAAGUCCUGGACAAUGAAAUCACCUGCAGGAUACCCAAAAACAUAACAAUCCCCGGCGAGGGAUUGCCAGUAAAGAUCUCCAUUAACGGACAAGUCCACAAUGUGGGUACCGUGAUCCGAGUCAGCAACCACUACAUGGUCGGGAUAGUGCUGGGGAUCUUGGCGGCUCUGGUGGCCGGGGCUGUGCUAGCCUUCGUUGUCAUGAAGCACUUGCGGAAGAAAAAGAAAGCCUCCAUGGUGGAGACCCGUUUGGCUCACAGUGCUAGCCGUUCCGCGUCAAAUAGCGUGGAGAUGUCACCCGUUGGGGACUACAGGAGAGUAGUGUCCCUCAAUCCUCCGACUCCCAUGGUUGGGUCCGUGGCCUUCCCCAGCUUGGCCUACGCUGCAAGCAGUAUAGACGUGACCCUCACUCCUCUCAUGGCGGCAGAGAAAAUCUCCAUUUCCAGUUUUAGGCCGGAGCUGCUGGAGGAAGUGAAGGAUGUUCUCAUUCCUGCUGAAAUGCUGAUCGUGCAGCACCAUCGGAUCAUUGGCAAAGGUCAUUUUGGAACAGUCUAUCAUGGCUACUUCACUGACCAUAACAGCAGAGAAAUACACUGUGCUGUCAAAUCUUUAAAUCGAAUAACAGACGUGGAGGAGGUGGAGCAGUUUCUGAAAGAAGGCAUCAUAAUGAAGGGGUUCCAUCACACCAAUGUGCUGUCUCUGCUGGGCAUCCUUCUCCCACAAGAAGGUCUCCCGCUGGUGGUUCUCCCCUACAUGAAACAUGGAGACCUGCGUCAUUUCAUACGCUGCGAAAAGAGGAACCCAACUGUGAAGGAUCUGAUCGGCUUCGGGCUGCAGGUUGCCAAGGGGAUGGAGUAUUUGGCUCAGAAGAAAUUUGUUCACAGAGACCUUGCGGCACGCAACUGCAUGCUGGAUGAGUCCUACACGGUCAAGGUGGCAGACUUUGGCAUGGCCAGGGAUGUUUUCGAUAAGGAGUACUACAGUAUCCAAGACCACAGAAAGGCAAAACUGCCCGUCAAAUGGAUGGCCAUCGAGAGUCUACGGACGCAGAAAUUUACUUCAAAGUCCGAUGUGUGGUCCUUUGGUGUGCUGAUGUGGGAGAUGCUGACCAGAGGAGCGAGCCCUUACCCAGAAGUGGACCCCUAUGACAUAACACACUACUUACUGAAGGGCAGAAGGCUCCCCCAGCCUCAGUACUGCCCUGGCCCUUUGUAUAGCAUUAUGCUCGAGUGCUGGGACCCCGAUCCAGAGUUGCGGCCUAACUUUGCUACGCUGGCGUCGGCCGUCACCACGAUCCUAUCCAGCCUCGAGGGAGAACACUACAUCAGUCUGAAUGUCACUUAUGUAAACCUGGACCAGCCACGCCCCUACCCGGCUCUCACCGAAUCUGCUGAUGAAUGUGACUCAACUGAUGCUGAAGACGAUGACUCCAUCUCCUCCUGAUCCCUGAACUCAAGUGGAACAAACAAUGGAACCAAAUACAAGCCGUGCCUGCUUUUCUACCGUACAGUGCAGCUGUAGAUCCUCUAGUCAUGUCUUAAUUGGUAUGGCUUCACACAUUUGCUUCUAAUUCUUUUGCAGUUCAUUAAUUGUUCUGUAUCCUUUGGAUCACACUUUUAGUUCUAUGUGCAAAACAAAAGCUAAAUCUAAUGUUACUUGUAUGGACCCCAUGUUUGAGAUAGUGUAAUAAAUUAAAAUAUUUAUUUGUUUAUAAUUUUGUCAAGAUGCGCUUUCAUUUAUGGAGGACCAAA
Messenger RNA from Doryrhamphus excisus (bluestripe pipefish), 4889 nucleotides. The record is from RefSeq and is a predicted model, not a curated record. Lineage: Eukaryota; Metazoa; Chordata; Actinopteri; Syngnathiformes; Syngnathidae.